Messenger RNA from Ilex paraguariensis (yerba mate), 1082 nucleotides. Lineage: Eukaryota; Viridiplantae; Streptophyta; Magnoliopsida; Aquifoliales; Aquifoliaceae. The record is from the annotation of a GenBank genome assembly.
AAAAGAUUGAAAAAGAGAAAUAGAGGAUAGAUCGUCUCUUGAACUACGGCCUGCGACUCAGUAUAUCAGCAAAGCACUGGAUUCUUCGAUGGAGGUUUCUGGGCUGGAAGAGGCAUUGAAGGUGUUCGAAUCCUCUCUUUCUCAAACCAAAUGGCGACUUAAAGCUUCUUCAAAGCGUCGGCUUGAGACAGAUGUCCUUGCCUUAUGCGUGGGGAUGAGGCCGGUUAUAAUGGUUGACUAUGGUGGAAAGAUGCCUGAAUUGAAAGAACGACUAUGCACCUUCCUCAAGUUUUGUCAAAAGGAAGUGGGCGGUCCUUGUAGCAAUGUGGAAGAUUUUAGUAGAAAGUAAAAUGUGACAUUUGUAAAGGUAAAUAUGCGAAAAACGUGAAUGUGGAAAGAAGUUAAAGGCCUGGACUCUUUAUGAGAUGGGUCAGACUCUUACCCUUAUUUUUAGUGUGUGUGGUCCUUGCAGCAAUGUGGAAGAUUUGAGUAGAAAGUAAAAUGUAACAUUUGUAAAGGUAAAUAUGCGGAAAACAUGAAUGUGGAAAGAAGUUAAAGUCCUGGACUCUUUAUGAGGUGGGUAAGAUUCUUACCCCUCUAUUUAGGUGUUAGCGACAGUUUCGCUAUGAUUGUCUGCAAAUUUGGAUCCUUCUCAAUGGGUAUUAAUUAUUUCAUAGAUCCCUUCUUUCCCUUGAAGAGUUGUUGAUUUUGCAGAUGGCCUUUAAAAGAGGGGUGAGAAGAUCCACAUGAGUUGUGUUAUGCAUGGAUAAAAUAGAGAGAGAGAGAGAGUGGUCCAAGGAUACACUUUGUGUUUUCCCAAGAGCAAAAUAGGGAUCAGAGUUGAAAUACCUAGGCACGUGCCUAAAAUCAGUUCAAAUAAAAGGCCGCAUGUGUAAUGUGCUGGCUAAUAGGCAUUUAAUAUAUUAAAAAUCGAGUGGCUCAGGUUUGACUUGGUUCAGCUUGGACAAAAAAUGAGGUUCAAAACAUGAUCAGAGUUCGCUCUUAUUGUCAUACAAACAGGUUUGAAUGGCGAAAACGAGCCUAGCAGAGUAGCUUGAAUUGUUAAACGGGCCUAAGAGCUG